GUUCUGCAGGUCUAUUACGACCAUUAAGCACUGAACGCGGAGGAACUCAAAAUUCUUGACCGGACGCAUACUACUAUUUUGUUCGAAGAUUUUGCGAUAUGCGCGAAAUUGUUCAUAUGCAAGUCGGUCAGUGUGGGAAUCAGAUUGGUGCUAAGUUUUGGGAAGUUAUUUCAGAUGAACAUGGAAUAGAUCCUACCGGCACAUAUCAUGGAGAUUCCGAUCUGCAGCUAGAGCGCAUCAAUGUCUACUAUAACGAGGCCACAGGAGGCAAAUAUGUCCCCCGGGCUGUAUUGGUUGAUUUAGAGCCCGGCACUAUGGACAGCGUGCGUGCCGGUCCGUUCGGACAGCUUUUCCGUCCCGAUAAUUUCAUCUUCGGUCAAAGUGGUGCUGGUAAUAAUUGGGCUAAGGGUCACUACACGGAAGGCGCCGAGCUCUGCGAUUCUGUUCUGGACGUUGUACGCAAGGAGGCUGAGUCGUGUGAUUGUCUACAAGGUUUUCAGCUUACCCACUCACUGGGCGGUGGCACUGGUUCCGGAAUGGGCACAUUAUUGAUUUCCAAGGUGCGCGAGGAAUAUCCCGAUCGGAUCAUGAAUACUUUCUCUGUUGUUCCCUCGCCAAAGGUAUCUGACACUGUUGUGGAGCCAUACAACGCUACACUCUCUGUCCACCAACUGGUUGAAAACACAGACGAAACUUUCUGCAUUGAUAAUGAAGCGCUGUAUGACAUCUGUUUCCGAACGCUGAAACUCACUACUCCAACUUAUGGGGACCUAAACCACCUAGUCAGCGCAACGAUGUCUGGUGUUACUACUUGCCUAAGAUUCCCUGGACAGUUGAACGCCGAUUUGCGCAAACUAGCUGUAAACAUGGUUCCCUUCCCUCGCUUACACUUCUUUAUGCCUGGUUUCGCUCCUUUGACAAGCCGCGGCAGUCAGCAAUACCGUGCUCUCAGCGUCGCUGAACUGACCCAGCAAAUGUUUGACGCCAAGAAUAUGAUGGCAGCAUGCGACCCACGCCAUGGGAGAUAUCUCACUGUCGCCGCUAUAUUCCGCGGUCGAAUGUCAAUGAGAGAAGUUGAUGAACAAAUGCUUAAUGUUCAAAACAAGAAUUCCAGCUACUUUGUCGAGUGGAUUCCAAAUAAUGUCAAAACCGCAGUAUGUGACAUUCCACCUCGCGGCCUGAAAAUGUCGGCUACGUUCAUUGGUAACAGUACCGCAAUCCAAGAGCUGUUCAAGCGCAUUUCAGAACAGUUUACUGCCAUGUUUCGUCGAAAGGCUUUCCUUCAUUGGUACACCGGUGAAGGUAUGGACGAGAUGGAAUUCACCGAGGCCGAAUCGAAUAUGAACGAUUUGGUUAGCGAAUAUCAGCAGUAUCAAGAUGCUACUGCCGAAGACGAAGGAGAAUUUGAGGAAGACUUGGAUGAAGAGGCCUAGACAAACUUUCUCCUAUGAUCGACUCAGGGCCGCGUGCAUUUUUAUAACCCUGACUGCCCGUCAUUUUUACUAAUUGCUUUUGUAUGCACAAUUGCAUGAUCACUAUUUGGCGCCUUUACUUCUUCAAGUUUUGAGUAAACUGAAUCGGUAGCAGAUUCACGUGUGUGUUCUUGAGUGGAUCGUUGAAUACUGAAUACUGUAUUUUGGAGCAAGUAGAAAAUAAUUCUGUACAACUCCAUCG
This is a messenger RNA of Dicrocoelium dendriticum, 1674 nucleotides long. The record is from the annotation of a GenBank genome assembly. NCBI's taxonomy places the organism in Eukaryota, Metazoa, Platyhelminthes, Trematoda, Plagiorchiida, Dicrocoeliidae.